AUGGAUAAGAUAUUAUUAUUAAAUGGACAGAUAUUAUUAUUAUUCCAUGCUUAUCCAAGCUUCAACACUAUCUAUGUCCUUUUAUUAUCUAUCUAUCUAUCUAUCUAUCUAUCUAUCUAUCUAUCUAUCUAUCUAUCUAUCCUUUUACUAUACAUCUAUCUCUCUACCUUCAUCAGACCUUUUCAUAUCUAUCUAUCUAUCUAUCUAUCUAUCUAUGUCUUUUUUAUAUCUAUCUAUCUAUCUAUCUAUCUAUCUAUCUAUCUAUCUAUCUAUCUAUCUAUCUCCCUCAACCUUUUAAUAUCUAUCUAUCUAUCUACCUAUCUCUGUCUUUUUAAUAUCUAUCUAUCUAUCUAUCUAUCUAAUCCUUUUACUAUCCAUCUAUUCCAUUUAAUAUCUAUCUAUCUAUCUAUUCAUCUCUGCCAUUUUAGUAUCUAUAUCUAUCUAUCAUUCAUCUAUCUAUCUAUCUAUCUAUCUAUCUAUCUAUCCUUUACUAUAUACAUCUAUCUCUCUACCUUCAUCAGACCUUUUAAUCUAUCUAUCUAUUUCGUUUUUGAUAUCUAUCUAUCUAUCUAUCUAUCUAUCUAUCUAUCUAUCUAUCUGUCCUAA
Messenger RNA from Acanthosepion pharaonis, 606 nucleotides. NCBI's taxonomy places the organism in Eukaryota, Metazoa, Mollusca, Cephalopoda, Sepiida, Sepiidae. The record is from the annotation of a GenBank genome assembly.